AUGAUGGACAAUAGAAGCUACUCCAAUCUGCCAGACAAACUGCCUGUCUUCACUGAUUCCACCCACUUGCCACUGACCAGGUCCUUCUAUCUGGACCCCAUGAUCAUGUUCCACCUGUACCCUGAGGGCCCGGUGCCACCUCCUUACUCUGAAGACCUGCCAUUGCUGCCUUUUUCCAGUGACUCUCUGAUCAUGGAAGAUUAUGGGGAAGCCUGCGCCUUCUGCUUCCCAAUGCCUUAUCCAAAUUACAGAAGGUGUGAAUACUCCUACAGGCCAGCCUUUAUCCAGAAAAGGAAUGAGCGGGAAAGGCAGCCGGUGAAAUGUGUCAAUGAAGGCUAUGCCCAGCUCCGACAUCAUCUGCCAUAGGAGUACUUGGAGAAACGACUCAGCAAAGUGGAAACCCUCAGAGCCGCAAUCAAGUACAUUAAUUACCUGCAGUCCCUUCUGUACCCUGAUGAGGCUGAGGCCAAGAAUAACCCCAGGAAAGAUUCCUCCAUAAUGGCAACCACCAGCCGCCACACUGACCCCAUUUUCGGAAUCAUUUGA
Messenger RNA from Mesoplodon densirostris (Blainville's beaked whale), 546 nucleotides. RefSeq names its product achaete-scute homolog 3-like. Gene Ontology annotation, molecular function: RNA polymerase II transcription regulatory region sequence-specific DNA binding; DNA-binding transcription factor activity, RNA polymerase II-specific; protein dimerization activity. The transcript has a single exon. The record is from RefSeq and is a predicted model, not a curated record. Gene Ontology annotation, biological process: developmental process; regulation of transcription by RNA polymerase II. Lineage: Eukaryota; Metazoa; Chordata; Mammalia; Artiodactyla; Ziphiidae.